AUGAGCGAAAAUAAUCUUCAAGGGCUUUACACAAACACUCCAAUCGUAACUGGAAAUAACGAACAUUACAAUGACACCUCUUUUGCUACAACAAAUGCACAUGAAUUAACUUCUCUUUACGCGUCGCAGUUGAACACUAGUGAUCAAUUACAAAGUCUCGCGAAUGCAUUCAACGAUAACGGAAUCCAACCGGGACCAUCUUUUACUUAUGACUUAUCCGUGACGAACCAUAAUAAUCGUACAGGGCUUUACACAAACACUCCAAUCGUAACUGGCAAUAACGAACAAUACCAUGCGACCUCUUCAACAACCAAUGGACAUGAAUCAACUUCUCUUUACGUGCCGCAGUUGAACGCUAGUGAUCAAUUACAAAGUCUCGCGAAUGCAUUCAAUGAUAAUGGAAUCCAACCAGGACCAUCUUUUACUUAUGACUUAUCCGUGACGAACCGUAAUAAUCUUACAGGGCUUUACACAAACACCCCAAUCGUAACUGGCAAUAACGAACAGUACCAUGCGACCCCUUUUGUAACAACCAAUGGACAUGAAUCAACUUCUCUUUACACGCCGCAGUUGAACGCUAGUGAUCAAAUACAAAGUCUCGCGAAUGCAUUUAACGAUAACGGAAUCCAACCGGGACCAUCUUUUACUUAUGACUUAUCCGUGAUGAACCAUAAUAAUCUUACAGGGCUUUACACAAACACUCCAAUCUUGAACGCUAUUGAUCAAUUACAAAGUCUCACGAAUGCAUUCAAUGAUAAUGGAAUCCAACCAGGACCAUCUUUUACUUAUGACUUAUCCGUGACGAACCGUAAUAAUCUUACAGGGCUUUACACAAACACCCCAAUCGUAACUGGCAAUAACGAACAGUACCAUGCGACCCCUUUUGUAACAACCAAUGGACAUGAAUCAACUUCUCUUUACACGCCGCAGUUGAACGCUAGUGAUCAAAUACAAAGUCUCGCGAAUGCAUUCAACGAUAACGGAAUCCAACCAGGGCCAUCUUUUAAUGAGCUUUAUAAUGCUGCUUACAGCAUAACUGAUGACCUAUACGUGACGAGCCAUAAUAAUACAAUCACUCCAAUCGUGACUGGCAAUAACGAACAUUACCCUGUGGCUCCUUUUGCAACAAAUGGACACGCGCAAUAUUCUUCUCACAUGCCGCAGUCGAGUGUGACAUUAGAACUGCCAAAAUCUUCAAAUUUCUUUCCCUCACUUAAUUCACCAAACGAGAUUAAUGUAAAUUCUCCAUUGGCUAAUUUAGACAUGCAACAACAAUUUCAACAAGAUAUUAAUUAUUUGAAUAAUUAUUUUCAUUCUGUUAAUCAGCUUCAAUUAAAUAAAGAACCCUUUGCAACAAAAAGAUACGAAUCAGAUUUGCAAUACCCCUCACACAAAUACUAG
Funneliformis mosseae is the source of this 1401-nucleotide messenger RNA. The record is from the annotation of a GenBank genome assembly. Lineage: Eukaryota; Fungi; Glomeromycota; Glomeromycetes; Glomerales; Glomeraceae.